AUUUCUGCCAGCAUCGAGGGAGAUGUGGUGCUACAACGCCGUGAUAGCCGACGCCCGUGUGCCCUCGGCCACUGACCUCCAGGCCAGCUGCAGCAUCCUCAGCCCAGAGCUGGCACUGCCCGCCGGCUCCCACGCCACCACCACCCGCUCCCACGGAGCCCUGCACAUACUGGGUAUAAUCAGAAUGAUGAUACAAAUAUUACGGACCUCUUUCUGUGAGGAUUUACUGAGGAAUCAUAGUGUAGCAGGUCCCUGGUCAUAUUCGCUGGGAACAAAAUGGAAACGAGCAGGCUGAAAUGGGGAGGGACUACCUGAACUUGUCCAAUAAGGAACGCUUGUUUUUUGUUUUCCGUUGCAAUACAUUUUCUUACUUUUUUCAAUGGUGUGCACUAAUGAAUAUGGUCCUGAUUUUAAGCCUGUACUGAUUUAAGCAGAAUCGACUUAUUCAACAAUGCCGUAGUAUAAGGGUUUACUAUUUGUUUCUGAUUUGGCUAGGAGGGCAUUCUAGAGUGGACAUUACAUUUAGGUAUACGGGACAGUUGGAAAAGAUAUAGGACACCUCUGAAGUAGUGCUAACAAUAUGCAAAUUUUUACCGUUCUAAACCAUUACAUCAUGCAGACCGUACUUGCUACAAAGUUAAAGAAAGCUAAACCAACAACCAAACAAACAGAAAUUGGAUACAUUGUAAACGGAGGUCCAAUGAGGGAAAACUAGCUAGCAUUCAUUUGUUUUUGUAGAGAUUGCAUUAAUUUCUCAGGUCUGUCAAUUUUGCAGUCAUGAUGCAAGUGGUGCUAUGCUGUCAAAUCCUCCCACAUGUUUCUAGUUUGAACAGCUGUUUUCAGCAACUGCUAUUGUUGAAUUCGGUUGUCAUAUUGGCAGAUUUGCUAACAGACUAUUUAGCUAGCUUUUAGCCUAGUGUUCGAUAUGCAAUGUGAUUUCCUCUACUGUAAUGAACAGUGUGUCUGGACGAGACAGCAACUAUUCUAAACCAGGCAAAAUUGCGCAUCAUCAGCUUAUUGUUAUUUAUGUAUUCAAAUAAAUGUCACUAAAAAAACUGCUAAAACAAACGCAGAUGCUGCUACAUUGCAGUCAUUCUGGCUGCACUGUUUGACGUGACUGUGUUAACCAUAGUUUGGUAGCUAGCUAGCAAGCAAGGGAUAGGAAUGUUGCAUAAGUAUAACAUAGAUCAGAACAAAAAUAAUUAUCAACUGGGUCGUAUCUCUCUGGCAACCUAACCGAUAGAACUAAAACGACCAGCUUUGGUAUGAAGUAUGAACUUAUCAAAAUGAAAAUAUCAAAUCAAAUCACAUUUUAUUUGUCACAUGCACCGAAUACAACAGGUGUAGACCUUACAGUGAAAUGCUUACUUACCUUAACCAACAAUGCAGUUUUAAGAAAGAAUACCAAAAGGAUUCACGAAAAAAUACGAAAUAAAAGUAACAAAUAAUUAAAGAGCAGCAGUAAAAAUAACAAUAGCGAGGUUAUAUAUAUCAAUGAAAACAUGUAAUUUCUACUGAUAAAUGUGUGCUUUAGUAUUGUUUUCUUUGGCAACCGUGGUAUAAGCGGGAUAAACGCCUCCGCUCUGUACAAUUAUUUUGGAACUAAUGAACUCCGCUCCGCGUCGUCCAUACCAUAUUGUACAUUAUUUUCAAGAAAAUAUAAACUUUAUGCGUUUAUCCCUUACAUAUGUUGUCCGUGUUGGCCAGGAAAUACACAGUCAGCUAUUUGAUUCGUACUCUUUUACUAUUUGCCUCAGUAUUUACAUUUAACAUGGCUCUGGCAGCUCAGUGUAUCAAUGCAACUAUUGGCCAAAUGUAUGUUGCUUGAUAUCAGUUGUCCCGGACUUGUCACUCUGCUGUCACUGUCUCUCUUACUCCUUCCCUCUCUCGCUCCUCUAAAGCACUUUAUUUUGACAUAAUUUUAUUUUGACAGCUAUUGAAAAUGCCUUUAGUACUUAGUGUUAGAUCUUAUUUAUUUAAUCUUAUUCUCUCAGGGCAUAGGAACAUUAUACAUGUGCAUACUUGCAGAAAGGCCUAGUUAUAAGAAAAGCAUUAUUAUUCUGUACCACUUUAGCACAGUGCUAUGAUAGCAGUACUUCCAAGCUCUUAUAAAAAGCACAGCAAAAAUAGACAAAACAAUAAACAGAGGUUUCCAUUCGUCUGAUGAAUGUCCCCUGUGUGUGUUGUGAACAGGUUGCCUGGAUACGCUGGCGACCAUGCAGGAGCUGAAGAUGGGUGUGACCAGCACAGAGGAGGAGACUCAGGCCGUUAUGAAGGUCUACUCCAAAGAAGACUACAGCGUGGUCAACCGCUUUGAGAGUGAGUCCUCAGUCCACACACAAACAUUCACACAUGGGAUUUUUCCCGAUGACUAACAGGAAAUCAUGGUUUUCAUUUCUCAUCUUCUACAGUAUUUGUCACACUCAGCUAUUUCUCUUAUCCCCUUUUCUCUUAUCCCCUUUUCCUGAUUUUGGUUUGAUUAAUUGAUUUACAUGAAAUUCCAGCCAGAGACAAUAUACUUAUAUAUAUUACAUAUACUUCAUCACCAGUGAUACAUUAAAAACGUGCCAAUUCAAGCUCUGAUUAAUUCAAGGAUUAUUAUACAAAUUAUUAUAAUUCAGGGUUGCAUUAAUUCAAGGAUGCUUUAGGAAGUAUUUGAACAGCAGAGCACCUUGUACUCUACUAUAUGUUCAUAUGGCAUAUUGCAGUGACUGGGCACUUCUAGGACCACCCAUACGUAAAAAUGUAUGCACGCAUGACUGUAAGUCGCUUUGGAUAAAAGCGUCUGCUAAAUGGCAUAUUAUUAUUAUUAUUAGUAAAACUAACCUCAUUGUAUUGUUAUGAGUACAGAUGAUGAUGCUGCAGAGCUGACUUAUCGCAACUUCCUAUGUAAUGUCAUAGGUCACGGGGGUGGCUGGGGUUACUCGGCCCACUCGGUGGAGGCUAUCCGCUUCUGUGCUGAUGCGGACAUCCUGCUGGGGGGGCUGGGCCUGUUCGGGGGCCGUGGGGAGUACACCGCUAAGAUC
Molecule: messenger RNA, 3026 nt
Organism: Coregonus sp. 'balchen'
Lineage: Eukaryota; Metazoa; Chordata; Actinopteri; Salmoniformes; Salmonidae
Source: the annotation of a GenBank genome assembly